AUUGCUUAAAAAUGUCAAAUCUACAGAAGACUAGCUGUGAAGUGAAAUACUAUCUACAUCUUUGACGAAUGCAAUCCCUCACAAAAAGCCACACCCAUAACCUGCUCGGCGAAAUCCCAAGACCAAAAAAAUGCAGUCGAGCAUUUUAGAUUCAAUCGGUGUCGAAAUUAUUGGCGUCAUGUCCCCAGUCUCAAUCUGCAUGCUCCUUGUUGUUCUCAUCGUCUACUCUCUCUCCUCUUCGAACCCCUUCUCUGCGGCCUCCGCUCCGCCGAUCCGCACCGCUGCUAACCUCGUCUACCUCGAGAGCUCCUCCGACUCAACCUCCCAGAAAUUCGAGGGCGCUCUUUUAAACGCGCUCGUGUUUGUUAUUCUCAUUGCCGUGGUUACUUUUUUUCUUGUUCUCUUGUAUUAUUACAAUUGUACUGGAUUCUUGAAGAAUUACAUGCGGUUCUCGGCUUUUUUCGUGCUAGGUACAAUGGGCGGCUCAAUUUUUCUAUCAAUGAUUCAGCAUUUCUCAAUUCCUGUUGAUUCAAUUACCUGUUUUAUUCUGUUGUUUAAUUUUACAAUUGUGGGCGUAAUGUCAUUGUUUUCAAGUGGGGUACCGAUUUUUGUGAGGCAAGGAUAUAUGGUGGCAUUGGGGAUAUUUGUGGCAGCUUGGUUUACUAAGUUACCAGAGUGGACUACGUGGGCUUUGCUGGUAGCUUUGGCACUAUAUGAUUUGGUGGCAGUUCUGGCACCUGGUGGGCCACUUAAGAUGUUGGUGGAGUUGGCUCAGACUCGAGAUGAGGAACUUCCAGCAUUGGUUUAUGAGGCUCGUCCAACAGUUUCACAAAAUGGGAUUGUGCAGGGUCGGAGUUUGGACCUUCUGGUUGGUGGUGUUUCGGACUCUCGGUCAGUGGAGAUGCAAGCUAUGUCAAGUAACAACGUGGAUCAAAAUGAGAAUCAAAAUCGUGCAAAUUCUGGCUAUACUGUUAUUCAGGAUACGAAUUUUGGAAACAUGGAAGGUGUACAAAGGAGAGAUGAAGGGGGGAGGUCCUUGUCAGUGGAUAUUUUGCAUGAGAGGCACUCAUCUAGCAGUAGCUCAUCAGAGUAUUCAACUGUGGUUGGAAUUCGUGACUCUGAGAUAGUUGUUGAUGAGGAAAGGUCUCCGCUUGUUGGUGCACCAGAAAUGAGGAAUGGGGAGGAACAGAUGAGGGAUGGCUUGGAGAAUUCUGACGUUUCUAGUAGAGGUAUUAAACUUGGUCUUGGAGAUUUUGUGUUUUACAGCGUUCUUGUGGGCAGGGCUGCAAUGUAUGAUCUGAUGACAGUAUAUGCAUGUUACCUUGCAAUUAUUUCUGGACUUGGCUGUACCCUUAUUUUGUUGUCAGUGUGGCGCCAGGCUCUGCCAGCUCUCCCUAUUUCAAUAGCUUUGGGUGUCAUCUUUUACUUCUUGACCCGGUUAUUGAUGGAACCUUAUAUUGUUGGGACAGCAACACACCUGAUGAUGUUCUAAUCCUCUAUUUUAUAAGAAGAAGAUUUUUACUGUUCAAAGAAAAUUUUCAAAUAGACAUGAAUUUUGGAUACAUAGCUGUAAGUAUUAACCCCUGAAAUUUCUACUCCUUUAGGUCAUGCAAGGUCCUCAUGAUUCUAGUCCAUGAUUAGAUAAUGCAGCGAAGUCAAGUAACUGGUAAAUUCAACGAGUGUUAUCUGACUCAGGUUUAAGGUUGUUAGCUUUGUCAAAUUCGGAACAUAUUUUCUGAUGCUGAACUUCUGAACUGUGUUGACAUUAUUGUCUUCUUUUAGCUUGUAUUUUAAAUGCUAUGUGGAAAAUUUAAUUAAUUUUAA
Populus nigra (black poplar) is the source of this 1824-nucleotide messenger RNA. Its product is annotated as presenilin-like protein At1g08700. The transcript has 2 exons. Bases 131 to 1492 code for a protein of 453 amino acids. The record is from RefSeq and is a predicted model, not a curated record. Gene Ontology annotation, molecular function: aspartic endopeptidase activity, intramembrane cleaving. Gene Ontology annotation, cellular component: nucleus; membrane. Gene Ontology annotation, biological process: protein processing. Lineage: Eukaryota; Viridiplantae; Streptophyta; Magnoliopsida; Malpighiales; Salicaceae.